AUGUCACCUCGGAGGCUCGGCAGUGUGCCACAGCCGCCUCAAUCACCAGGAGCUGGUCCCUCCCGAUCACCUUCCCUGGUGUCUGACGCCUCCCACGCCUCUCAAAGGUCAUCGGCGAAAGGCAAGAAUGCUGAGGUCGACGGCGAAGCAGUUAGUGUCGACUCCCCCGGCGGGUUAUCUCCGGGACGCGCCUCAAGCCCGGAGAAGGAUGUAGUGAAAGAACCAUCUGAACGGGCCAACGGUGGCGGUGCGGACGACUCGGGCGACGACUUGGACGGCGACGACUCGAGCUUGGAGGACGGAAGCUCCGAAGGCGACAGUGAGAAUGGACAUCCAGAUUUGCACACUGUUGGGAAUGGGGGCGCAAAUGUGGACGACAAGCGGGACAGGGAAUAUGGGGAAGCAGAGAAGGCUGUGUCUACUGCUGGUUCCGACGAGGAAGGAGAGAGCAGCGAUGGGGAAUCAGAGUCCGACGAGUCCGACGAUGAUGACGAUGGAGAAGAAGAGGAGCCAGUUCUCAAGUACACGCGCAUCAAGAACCGAAUACCCGAGAUUCUGGGGAAAGACAGCGCGACCGCCAUUGAUGUGUCUCCUCGCGUAGUGGCGAUCGGAACGAUGAUGGGCAUGGUACAUGUGCUUAGCUAUGAGGGUGCCAAGAUCAACUCGUUCCGACCCCACGCCGCAAACGUCACGUCCAUCUGCCUCGACGAGGAGAACGAUUUUGUUGCCACUGCGAGCAUGGAAGGCCGCGUCGUCAUCCACUCGCUCACCAGCACCGAGUCGUACGCGUUCGACUACAAGCGCCCGAUGAACGCGAUUGCGCUCGAACCAGGGUUUGCCAAGAAGAGCACUCGCGCGUUCGUGUGCGGUGGCAUGUUAGGCAAUCUCAUCUGGCAGGAGAAGGGCUGGCUCGGGUAUCGCGAGCAUGUCCUGCACUCUGGCGAGGGCCCGAUCUGGGCCAUCGCAUGGCGCGGCGACCUCAUCGCGUGGGCGAACGACCUCGGGGUCAAGAUCUACGACCGCACUUCUGGGCAGCGCAUCGGCUUUGUUGACCGAGGGACCAACGCGCCAAGGGCAGAGUUGUUCAAGUGCAACCUUCUCUGGAAGGACGACCGGACACUCAUCAUCGGCUGGGCCAACUACGUCAAGGUCGUGCGCGUUCGCGCGCGAGCCCGAGGAGGGCAGGCGGGGCUCCCUGGACUUGGUAUCGAGGUGUCUGCUGUGUGGGAGAUGGACUGUAUGGUCGCCGGCAUCGAGCAGUAUCAGGAUUCGGGAUACGUCGUCCUUGGCUACAACCCACCAGAUACAUUCACCAACGAGGCGACCGAGGACCGCGCACAGCAGCGACGCAAGGCGGCCAACCCACCAGAACUACGCAUCAUCGACCGGGGGAACGAGAUUGCUGCCGACGAGCUCGUCGUUGCCAACUACGAGCGGUACAGCUGCAACGACUACAGGAUUGUCAAGUCGAAGCGUUCUGACGACACGGACGUCUUUUUGGUACUUACUCCAUCCGACCUCGUGUCCGUGAGACAGCGUGAUGCCGCAGACCACGUCGACUGGCUUGUCGAGCGCGAACGAUACGAGGAGGCUCUCACGGCUGCCGAAGAGCUGGCCGAGAAGCACGGCGGCGCGCUGGAUGUGCAGGCCAUUGGACUCAAGUACAUCCAUCAUCUGGUCAACCAAGGCGAUUUCGAACGAGCCGCGCAGCUGGCGCCGAAGGUGUUAGAGACGGACGGCGCGUUAUGGGAGAAGUGGAUCUACUCGUUCGUGCAGCAGCAAAGGUUACCGAGUAUCAUUCCCUAUAUCCCCACCAAGGAUCCUCAACUGCGAAGCGGAGUGUACGAGAUGGUUCUCGGGCACCUUCUCGUCGAGGACAAGCCUACGCUCUUGGAGAUGGUCAAGACGUGGGCGGUGGACAUCUAUGACAGUGGGAAUGUCAUAUCGGCAGUGCAGAGCGAGCUUAAUGCGUCGAAGAACGACCCCGUUCUUCUCGAGGUGCUAGCAGAGCUUCACCUUAGGCGGGGGCAGCCCGCUCGCGCGUUACCGUAUUUCCUGCGACUGCGCAAGCCCGGCGUGUUCGAUCUCAUCCGCGAGCACAACCUGUUUGAUGCGGUGCAGGAGCAGGCCCUGCUGCUUGUUGAGUUUGACCAGGAGCGCAUAAAGGAGGAUGACUUGAACAAAGAAGACAAGCACGGCGCGGCCAUCCAACUGCUCGUUGACCACACACUCGCCAUUCCAGUGGAACGGGUCGUGCCGCAACUCGAGGCCAAGCCGCAGUACCUGUACAUGUACCUGGACGCGCUGUUCGACAAGGACCCACAGUCGUGCCAGCAGUACGCGGACCGCAUGGUUGAUUUAUACGCCACGUUUGACCACAUGCGACUGAUGCCGUUCCUCCGCGCAAGCAACUUUUACGACCUGCAGCGCGCGCUUCGCGUCACUGAGAAGCGCGACUACGUGCGCGAGACGGUGUUCCUCCUCGGGCGGAUGGGUGACAACCUGAAGGCGCUCAAGCUGAUUAUUGAGCGGCUUGGCGACGUUCAGCUGGCGAUCGACUUUGCUGAGGAGCAGCGGGACGACGACCUUUGGGAAGCGCUCAUCACGCACUCGGAGACGCGGCCGGACUUUAUCCGGGCGUUGCUCGAGCAUGGCGGCAGCGAUAUCAAGCCUGUGAGGCUGAUCCAGCGCAUCCAGGAGGGCCUCGAGAUCCCGGGUCUCAAGCCUGCGUUAGUCAAGGUCCUCCAGGCGUCCAACCUGCAGAUUUCGCUGUUGAAGGGUUGCCAGAGAAUCCUUAACGGCGAUUGUUCUGCGCUUGCCCUGGAACUGCAAGCCGCACAGACUGGCGGCGCGCACGCGAAUGGUGAGCUUGUGUUUGUUUGUAAGCUGACCUCUGCGAACACCAACUGCCCGGUCUGCGGCAAGUUGCUCUUCCCUCAUGUGGAUUCGGCGUCUCAGCCGCUUGUGCUUCUUUAUCUGUGCCACCACUUUGUGCACGCGAGGUGCGCUGUGCUUGACGAGGAGAUUGAGUUGCCCGAGCGUCCGGAGAAUGCGGCAGCGACGCACCUCCUGAUGGCCGACAAGCACGUUGCGGGAAGCAAGGCUGGGCUGUCGCGGGCUCUUGGGGCCAAGCUCUCAUUCGCUGCCAUGGUGCGGACGCGGGUAGGGUCGUGCCCUGUGUGCAAGUUCCAGAAGGGAGACGGAUCGACGGUGGCAGCCUGCCGGGAACGAGGGGCGGCGGUGGCCGUUGCUGCGUAG
This is a messenger RNA of Cutaneotrichosporon cavernicola, 3258 nucleotides long. RefSeq lists its product as uncharacterized. Gene Ontology annotation, cellular component: late endosome; HOPS complex. The record is from RefSeq and is a predicted model, not a curated record. The coding region runs from base 1 to 3258 and encodes 1085 amino acids. Gene Ontology annotation, biological process: cellular response to starvation; vesicle-mediated transport; protein targeting to vacuole. Gene Ontology annotation, molecular function: protein binding. The transcript has 8 exons. Lineage: Eukaryota; Fungi; Basidiomycota; Tremellomycetes; Trichosporonales; Trichosporonaceae.